Messenger RNA from Strigops habroptila (Kakapo), 1133 nucleotides. It is a transcript of the gene GMNN, whose product is annotated as geminin DNA replication inhibitor. The transcript is spliced from 7 exons. Gene Ontology annotation, cellular component: nucleus. The coding region runs from base 155 to 847 and encodes 230 amino acids. The record is from RefSeq and is a predicted model, not a curated record. Gene Ontology annotation, biological process: negative regulation of cell cycle; negative regulation of DNA replication. Lineage: Eukaryota; Metazoa; Chordata; Aves; Psittaciformes; Psittacidae.
GUCGGAUCACGUGGCUGCGCCCCCGCCCUCCGCGCUCCUUAAAGCCGCACUCCGGGAGGGAGCGGGUGGCCGGUUGGGUGUGUGCUGAGCUGCGGCCCUGUGCGAGCCGCUGGUGGCGCUGAGCGGGGUCGGGGCGGCGGAGCUCGCUGGGUGCAUGGGUGAUCCUGUGAAUUCCAAAAUGAAGCAGAAACAGAACGCAGAAAAAUCGGGACCUUUGCAGAAGUACCUCACAGACACCACAUGCAGCGCUGCCCCAAGACGGACUCUUAGAAUGAUUCAGCCUUCAGCAACAGGUUGCCUGGUUGGCAGACGUAAUGAGAAAAAAUCUUCAGUCAAAAGGAAAUGCAAGUUAACCUCAAAGGCUUUUAAAGCUGGGGUAGCUGUGGUAAAGGAGCAAGAAAAUGAGAAUAUUAAUGAUGCUGUUGAAGCUGUAGAUCUCAUGAUAGAAGGAAGUCCUUCAUCUCAGUAUUGGAAAGAAGUGGCUGAAGAAAGGAGAAAGGCUCUGUAUGAAGUGCUUCAAGAAAAUGAAAAGUUGCACAAAGAAAUCGAGCAGAAAGACAGUGAAAUUGCCCGCCUAAAAGAAGAAAAUGAAGAGCUGAUGUCCCUUGUAGAACACGUGCAUUAUAUGACCAGCAUGAUUGAGAGGCUAACUGGGCAAGCACCUGACAAUCUUGAGGCACUGGAUAGUCUGGCUCUAGAGGAAUCCAAACAAGAAAAUGAAGAGCUUCACUGUGUAGAUGAUGCAGACAGUGCUUCUGAAGAAGGACCAUCACAAGUAUCAUGUGGCUUAUGGGGGAGUAUAUCAGAUGUUGCUUCAAAGGAAACAAAUAAUUUGCAACAUGAAUGACAACCUUUAAAUAGGCUUAUGUAUGUGGCUUUUAAUUGCAGACUUCCUCUUGAAAGGAUAUACUAAAACUUCUCGGGUAUAGAAACUCUUGUGGAAGCAUUACAGAUGUUGGUUUUAACUGGAAUUAUGUGCAGUGGGAGUGUCUGAUACUGCAUCCAAAACUUACUACAGGCUGUGCUUAGUUGCUUGUAUAAAAUGCAAAUACUGUGUAUUUCAAAUUGUGUAAAUAUCAGUUGGUCUGACAUCAUACGUGAAAGUUGAUAAAUAAAUCUUUGCAUUAUUAAAA